UGUGUUGUUGUUUAAAAGGACCUUCUUCUUCCUGCUAAUGUAUCAAUAACUAGAAGCUCUCCAUCCACGGCUAUCCAUGGCGGCUUUUGGGAUUCAAGGGCAGAUGCUUGCUGUCACAGUUGUUAGAUGUAUCAGGUUAAAAGACACAGAAUGGAGGAUAUCAAGGCAAGACCCAUACGUCUGCAUUGAGUAUGGUAGCACCAAGGUCAGGACAAGAACCUGCACAGAUGGAGGAACAAACCCUGUUUACGAGGAGAAGUUUAUGUUUAAUCUCAUUGAAGGGCUUCGAGAGCUAAAUAUCAAUGUCUGGAAUAGCAACACCUUAAGCAGUGACGACUUCAUCGGUAGCGGAAAGGUUCCAUUGCAUAAGGUUCUUUCUCAGGGAUUUGAUGAUGCUUCAUGGACAAUAGUUGAUAGAAAAGAAAGAUUUUCAGGAGAAGUCAAACUAAUGUUGCAAUACACCCAUGCCACCGAGAGAUCAAUGGCAAGCAAUGGUAAUUCUGCUUCCCCGGCCGUGGCGCCACCACCAGGGACAACCACUCCUUACCCUUACCCGAUGUCCACAACCUAUUAUCCUGCUCCAUCACCUUACCUUUCUUCAUAUCCCCCUAAUGGUAUAGCAGCUUAUUCAUCCUCCCCAUAUCACCCAACUACAUUACAAGCUGCCUAUCCACCACAGCCAUAUCCACCACCCACACAAACAUACCCACCGCCCACACAAACAUAUCCAUCACAAACUUACCCACGACCCACACAAAUAUACCCACCACCUCCACCAGGCUAUCCACAAACUUAUCAACAAGUGCCACAUCCAGUGAUCUAUCAACCAUGGCCAUACUGAGAUAGAGCUUCCCCUGUUUCCAAGGGUGGAGCCUUGCUUUUUUGCUUGGAAAAAUAUCUCGAAAACCCUUAUAGACAUUUGGUGCAGCAUUUAUAUUACCAUAAGUUUCAUUACAUUUAUUUUUAUUUUUAUUUUUAUUUUAUUUUAUUUUAUUUUUUUUACAAAUGAUAUAUGACAUUUAAAUUUUGCUUCAUAUAAUUUUUUUUAAUAUUAACUCAAUGAAUAUUUUCUC
Molecule: messenger RNA, 1073 nt
Organism: Macadamia integrifolia
Lineage: Eukaryota; Viridiplantae; Streptophyta; Magnoliopsida; Proteales; Proteaceae
Product: leucine-rich repeat extensin-like protein 6
Exons: 7
Coding region: 77-841 (254 amino acids)
Source: RefSeq, a predicted model, not a curated record